Molecule: messenger RNA, 3945 nt
Organism: Hemiscyllium ocellatum (epaulette shark)
Lineage: Eukaryota; Metazoa; Chordata; Chondrichthyes; Orectolobiformes; Hemiscylliidae
Gene: st3gal2
Product: ST3 beta-galactoside alpha-2,3-sialyltransferase 2
Exons: 8
Coding region: 1325-2434 (369 amino acids)
Molecular function (GO): beta-galactoside (CMP) alpha-2,3-sialyltransferase activity
Source: RefSeq, a predicted model, not a curated record
GACAAACCAUUGCAAGAGAGAGAUAUUCAGCUUCAUCACCGCCAGGGAGCUAGCUGCAAGGGAAUCAGAGAGGGAACGAAGGCGUAAUCCUCCUCGCGCCCCCAAUCAUGGAACCUUAUAACCAUCCUCACCACUACUAACAGCAGAGAGUAUAAAAAGGGUCAGCCUGCAGAAAUCACAGAGCCCAGCUGCAAACAACACCACAACCCUCCAAUCAGUGACACAUUGCACAUUUGGCUUUGUUACUGAAACACUGCUGAAGGAGCCAUGCAGAUGGCUAGUCCCAGAUGAAUCUAACCACAGGUUCUGAGCUGCCCAUCCAGCAGUGCGACUGUGACAAGACAUGGAGGAGCACAGAACAGUUUGCUGCCCCCUGUAAAAUGAGAGAUUCUUCUGCAAGGCUUUUCAAAUGGAGUGAAACACACUGUCUGCCUGAAUAACUGGCCAAACAGCAAAACCCAGAGAAGAAAAGCUGGCACAGUUUAGAAAGCAGAUCACACUCGUCUCAUUAGCUCUGCUGCACGUGGAUGGGAGAAAUGUUUUUCAGUCUUGAUGUAAUCUUUUGUCCGACACUGGAUUAAACGAGCUGAAUGGCAUCGAAGAAUAUACAGAGGACUUGUGAGCAGACUGUGGUCUCAUCUGCACGCCUUGAUUUACCUCUCUCUUUUUGAGCACAUUAUCAAUAGUCACCUUGGCAACAGCUCUCUCGCCAACAUACCUCUUCAGGAAAAUAAGAUACAUGCAAGAGAUGCUAUAAAUUUCCGAAGCAGUGUUCUGGGCUCCGAUUAAUAACAGGCAAGACUUUUCAAGAGAUUUGGUUCAUAGUAUGAGAGCAAAUCAAACAGCAGUUUAACCGAAUUAAACUAACAUUGUUAUCACGGAGACAUCAAAGUACUUGCUUAAUCUCAGAGGACUAAGGAACUUAGCAAAUGAGCUGGCAGCUGGUUUGAGGGGUCUGAUUCUGUCGAGAUCGUUCCACAGGAUGGUGGAGCUUUUUAACCGUCGCUAUCUCAGACGAAUGGAGACGCAGCAAAAUCCUCAGCCGUGUUUGCAAAGAGGAGCAGAGAAGUAAGGAAAAGCAGAGCAGAAGCUGAACGUCUGACUGAAAGAGAAAUUACCAGCAAGCAGUUUCUGUUGAGAAUGUUUAACUGCUGCAUGCCAGGGUUUACUGAAACAGCUGAAGCUUUUUCUGAAGGUCUCCAAUUAAAGCGAAAAGCGCGCCUCCAUUAAAUGAGACAGGGCAGUUGACUUUUUUUUCUUGGCAUUCUUCCACCUUUGACCUCUGCCCUUGCUGCUGAAGUCAUUCAACGACACAUGAGAGUUGAUGACAAAAACUUCUUGCCUAACAGGACCCCCAAGCCCAAAGUACUACGGGUCUACAAUGAAGUGCUCGCUGCGGGUAUUUCUCCUUUCCCUUGUGCUACUUGUUGUGCUUCUUACUUCGCUGUUUUUCACCGAUACGCUGACAGGCGUGACCAACAUGGCUUACUUGGAGACCCAGGGUGGGGAAAAUUCCCACCGGGUCAAGUUGGUGCCUAGUUACUUGGGUGUGCAGAGGUUGAGCAAGGGUCUUGUGGACCAGAAGACAUGUGCCUGUGACCAUUGUGUCGGUGAUCUCGGUCUGUCGCAGUGGUUUGAUGAGCACUUCGAUCAGGACAUUCUACCACUUUGGACGAAAGCAAACAUGAAGCUGGAUCCUGACGUGUACAACUGGUGGGUGAUGCUUCAGCCACAGUUCAAACCACACGACCUGAAGGAUGUUUUGCCUAAACUCUUCCUCACUGUGCCCGGAGAGAAUCCAUACACCACCUGGAACCGUUCUCGCUGUCGGCGCUGUGCAGUGGUGGGGAAUUCCGGAAACCUCCAUCAUUCUCACUACGGAGCAGACAUCAACUCUCAUGAUUUCAUCAUGAGAAUGAACCAAGCUCCAACUAUCGGCUUUGAAGCAGACGUGGGCAGCCGCACAACGCACCACUUCAUGUACCCAGAGAGUGCAAAAAAUCUCGCACCAAAUGUCAGCUUUGUUUUGGUUCCCUUUAAAACCUUGGACCUCCUGUGGAUCACCAGCGCCUUGUCAAUGGGGGAGAUCAGAUUCACCUACGCGCCUGUCAAACAGUUUCUACGGGUGGAUAAAGACAAGGUACAAAUCUACAACCCAGCAUUCUUCAAGUAUAUCCAUGACAAGUGGACAGAGCAUCAUGGGAGAUAUCCAUCAACGGGAAUGCUGGUCCUGUUUUUUGCUCUCCACAUCUGUGAUGAGGUGAACGUGUAUGGAUUUGGUGCUGAUAGCAGAGGGAAUUGGCACCACUACUGGGAGAACAACAGAUAUGCUGGAGAAUUUCGAAAGACUGGAGUGCACGAUGCAGAUUUUGAGGCAAAGAUAAUAAAUUUACUCGAAGAAGCUGGAAAAAUCAAAGUUUUCCGAGGAAACUGAAGAAAAAAAGCCUAAUUAUGCAGUUGAAUUUUAGUUUUAAAAGAGAGGGGUAUGGACUUCACAACAACUUGCCUGUUUCUUCUCACCACGUGGAGAUGUGACAGAAUUACCCCGUAAUUACGUAACGGACAUUUUUAAAAAAUCAAAAUCAAGCAGAAUUCUGGAAUAGAAAAGACAGAACAGCUGCUAACUUAGUAUUACCUUCAAACAUUCACCAAAUCAUUUCAUUGGAUCAUUCCAAGAUGGCUGACCAGCACCCUGGUGGCUGAUGGGUAGAUAGCUCAACUCACAGUGGGCUAUUGGGCAAAUUUAGAUUUUUCCAAGGACAAUUUUAAUAUUUGAAUUGUGGAGUCAAGUCAGGAACGUAUGCGAUGACUAUAUUACCCACAUAUAGGAUAAUGAUAGGGUCUGGGGAUAAAGGGGAAGGUAUGCAUGUUUUGAAGAGAGUUCUGUCUUUUGGUUAACCUGCUAUUGGAAUUGUUUCAUCAGAAAGUUACUGAAGCCACUUUUUACUGAGAUUCAGGCAAGUGGAGCUUGUCACUUGGAGGCAAGACCAGUGUGCGUUAGAAUGCAACCAGAAGCAAACCAGUGGCUUAGCUGCCGUCAGUUUUAAAUAAAACCCAGCACAGCCUUCGUCAUUGCACAACAGCCGAGAGCAAUUCCCUGCGACUUGCAUUUGAGUCUCCUCUGAUUAGGAAACGUGUGAUACCAGAUUCACCAGCUUGGAGUUUGGUGUCUAAGAGGGGAUAGACAUUUAGAAAACAGCACUGCAGAAAGACGGGGUGCAAGUCUAUUUUAACAUUGUUUUCCCAUGAUCCCUUAACCAUAAUGAUGCCAUCUUGGUUGUUACCUAGUAACGCUCUAAUAUACAGUUCCAGAAAUGGAAAUUUUAUAAUAUGUUUACUUUCCUGUGACUUUGGGUUAACGUUAAGUUUGAGGCCUGAUUUCUGCCUCCACAAGAUUUGCAACAUUACAAAAGAUCUGAGCCCAGCGACACAAGCCUCACAGUAGUAAUUGGAGAUUGAUGCAGAGAGUCCUGGCUGUAGACAGGUCUCAAGGGCUAGAGAGCUAAUUGGCAGCUUCCUUUAGUAAUACUCGGAGCAACACGGUUCGUGAGGGCUGGGCAUACACCGGUCUCUAUAAUGCUUCUAUCAAUUGCAGGCACUGGCCCUGAGAUUCGCAAUCUGAAAAUCGGGGGGCCACCCAAAAAAGACAAAGAUCCAUAAGACUGAACCCCAUCCCCUGUUCCUCUUUGCAGAUGUGACUCAGACAGAGCAAAGGGUACACGUGGAGGGAGCAUUAUCUCCAACCCAAAUAUUAAACCACUUGAACUUUCCAGUCAGACAUAUGAAGAGCAGAUAGAACAUUACCGUCUCCAAAGCACAAGGAAAGCAGUAUUAUUGCUGUCACGUAGGCUUCCUGUGUCUCUUUAAAAAAAUCAAACAUUAAGGAACUACUGUAGAAUUUUUAUUUGUUUUCCCCAUUGAAUAAUAAAACACAAAACCCAUUCU